Molecule: messenger RNA, 8070 nt
Organism: Cataglyphis hispanica
Lineage: Eukaryota; Metazoa; Arthropoda; Insecta; Hymenoptera; Formicidae
Product: kinesin-related protein 4-like
Biological process (GO): microtubule-based movement; mitotic cell cycle
Cellular component (GO): microtubule
Molecular function (GO): plus-end-directed microtubule motor activity; microtubule binding; ATP binding
Source: RefSeq, a predicted model, not a curated record
UCAACGUGUCCCACAUCCCACUAAAGUGAAGAUCAUCGAUGAUGCGUGUGCGUGUUACUGAAUGUGGUUGGUGAUGUGUGUAUUAACAAGUGUACAUAUUGUUCAAAUGCGGCUGUAAAAGUGUUUUUCAUUAAAUUAUUAAGAAUAUCAUUCACAAUGUCAGAUAGUAUUAAAGUGGCCAUCAAAGUUAGACCUCUCAUCAAGCGAGAAAAGGACGAGAAUUUGCCAUUACAAUGGAUGGUUCAAGAAAAUAAUAUUGUGGCCACUGAUAUCGAAUUGAGGAAGCGAGGCGACUGUGGAUUCCAGUUUGAUCAUAUUUUUGACACAAGUGCCAGUAACAAUGAUGUAUUUAAUAAUAUUGUAAAACCUAUCGUUGACGCUGCUGUAAAUGGAUUUAAUGGUACAGUAUUUGCUUAUGGACAGACAAGUUCUGGCAAAACAUAUACUAUGAUGGGCACACUAGAGGAGCCUGGCAUAAUACCUCUGGCUGUGGAAUAUAUGUUUGAUGCUAUAGCUAAUACUUCUGGACGAGAGUUUUUAUUGAGAGUAUCUUACUUGGAAAUUUAUAAUGAAAAAGUUAAUGAUCUUUUAAGUAAAGACUCAAUAGACUUAAAAAUACAUGAAGACAUAAAUGGUCAAGUGUUCGUAAAAUGUAAAGAAGAAGUCACAAAUUGUCCAGAGAAAGUUUUAUCCCUGAUGAAUAAAGGCAAUAAACAUAGAAGAAUUGGUGAAACAAACAUGAAUGAGCGAAGUAGCAGGAGUCAUACAAUAUUCAGAAUUACAAUCGAGAGUCGAGAAGCUAGUGCCGGCUCAGAUGAUGCAAUACAAGUAUCACAAUUAAAUAUGGUAGAUCUUGCUGGUUCAGAGAGAGCACGCCAAACAGGAACUACGGGAGAACGUUUUAAAGAGGGACGUCAUAUUAAUUUAUCUCUGUCUACAUUAGCUUUAGUAAUAAAGCAGUUGAGUGAGACGCAAGACUGUUCCAAAUAUAUAAAUUUUCGAGAUAGUAAACUAACAAGGUUACUGCAAGCAUCUUUAGGUGGCAAUGCAAUGACUGCGAUAAUAUGUGCAGUAACGCCCGCCGCUUUCGAUGAAACUCAGUGCACAUUGUCAUUCGCGUCUAGAGCUCGAAACAUAAAAAAUAAACCUGAACUGAACGAAGUUAUGUCAGAUGGUGUACUUCUCAAACGUUAUGCAAAACAAAUUGACAAAUUACAUACAGAAAUAGAGAGAAUGAAAGAACAAACGCGAUCUACUGAUUUUCAAGAAAUGGAAUCUAAAAUACAAGAAAAAGAUCGUGUUAAUAAAUAUCUAGAAGAACGUAUUAGAUUAUUGCAAACCAGAAUUGUUCAUGGUGAUAAUUGCAACAACACAGAAUCAUUCAAACACAAACAAAAAAGAAGACAGACCUGGGGUGGCUCUGCCAGAACAAAACAAGAAAAUCAAUUUCAAAUGUGCAUGAAUUUGUCACCAAUUAAAGAGAUGUCGCCUUUAAAAUUAUACAGCAGAAAGACAUCUGAUGUUAUGGAUAUAUCAUCCCACUCAUCUCAUUCCAUAGCUCUUGCUGAUUUUGAGCUAGAUAUUAUAAAUAAUGAAGUGGAUUGUGAGGAAGAAAUGGAAAGUGACGAUGAUACUUUUUCCAUAUAUCGAAGGCAAAAUCGUGUGAAAUUUACAGAUGAUGUAAUCGUUUACAAAUCACCGCCUAUUAAUUAUAAUUGUGACAUCUCAUCUGAAAAAACUAAUGUGUUCGUACAAACUGAAAGUAAUUUGUCUCCUGAUACUCCUAAGAAGACUUUGCGGGACAAAAUUUGCAUCUUGACAAAAGAGUAUUUACAACUUCAGGAGUUUACAACUUUAGAAAAGCAACUAUUUACUGAAGAUUGUUCUGCCCAAAUUAAAGAAUAUCUUGCAAAAAUCUCAAUGCUAGAAAAGCAGAUAGAAAUUAUAACAUCUGAUAAAGAAAGUUAUGAACAUAUAGCAUAUGAAAAUCGUCAAAAAUUAACUGCUGCUGAAUCGCGUUAUAUUUCAGCAGAAGAUAAAUUAAAUAUGCAAGCAGCAGAAUUACAAAGAAUACCAGAUUUAGAAAAGAAAAUUGCACAAUUGUCUGCACAAGAAAUAGAGAUGCAAAACAUUCCAAAAUUACAAAAACAGAUAGCUCUUCUUACAGCUGAAAAAGACGGAUACGAACAUGUCGCUUCCGAAUUACGAAAAAAACUUAAUGAAGCUGAACAGCACAAAAUUAUAUUAGAAGACAAAUUGGCAGUACAGAAUGUAAAAUUAGAAAGCUCUCUGGAACAACCUUUGUCAUCAAAUAAUAUGCAGCAAGUAGAAUUGGAAAAUCAAAUUACCACUAUGGCACUCAAAAAUAAUGAAUUGCAACAUAAAAUAACAGAUCUUCAAAAUAAGUUAACAGAAACAGAGUUGUGCAAGAACAUAAUGAAAGAUAAACUAGAUGAGCAGCAACAACAUUUUCAAACUUUAGAAGAACGCAUCAAUGGUCUUUUGUCUGAAAAAAAUGAAUUUGAAUACACCAUUUUUGAAAUGAAAAAUAAAUUGAAGGAAGCAGAAGAAGUUAAUUUAUCCAUGCAGGAUAAAUUAAAUGAACGACAAAUGGAAAUUCAGAAAUUUCAAAAUCAAGAAAAGCAGAUUGAACAACUUGUUUCAGAGAACAAUGAAUUUAAACUUACCAUUGAUAAACUGCAAGAGCAAUUAACAGAAAUAAGAAAUAAUACAAUGGAAGAUAAGAAUAAUGAACAUGAACGAGAUGCACACAAAUUACACUUAGAAAAACAGAUUCAGGAUGUUGUAAAGGAAAAAAUGGAAUCUGAACAAAUCAAUGAUGAACUGAGAGAUAAAUUGAAGGAAAUGGAAUUAAUGAAUAAUUCAAUGAAAAUUCAACAAGAAUUGCAUGUACAAAAGAUAAGUGAUUUAGAGAAACAGGUUGAAGAUUUUGCAAUUGAGAAAAAUAAAAUUGAAGGUAUAGUUGUUGAAUUGAAAGAAGCAGAAUUAAUGAACAGUUCACUGAAAAAUAAAUUGAAUGAAUAUGAAAUAAACAUAUGCGAACCUGAUCUAGAUAAAGAAUAUAUUACUUCUGAAUGGCAAGAAAAAUUGAAAGAAGCAGAGUCAUAUAAUAACUCAAAGGUGGAAUUAUAUGUGCAACAGAUGAAAGCACAGAAAAUCAUUGACGAGCAGAAGAAAUGUAUCGAAGACUUGAAAAAAAACGAUAAUGAAAUUAAUCAUUUAAAAAGUUGCAUAAAUGAUUUACAAGAUACCAUUCAAGAUAUACAGAAAGAGAAUGCAUGCUUGAAAGAACAAGCAUUAACAAGAUUAGCAUUGGAUCACGACAUAAGCAAUGGUGAUUUAAGCAACGGUGAUUUAAGCAACAGUGAUGAUUUUUUGAAAGAUUUGGAGAAUUUGUCCACUACGAGGAUAUCUUUAGAUGAUAGUGCUAAAUUAUCUUCAGAUCUCGUUUUAAAAACUCGAGAAUUAGAAAUAAAACACGAUGUGCAAAGUUUGAAGGCAGAUAUAGAAAACUUACACGAAACUAUUUAUCUAUUAACUACAGAGAAUAGCGAUUUAGCGAAUAAAUUGUCAACGGAAAAAGAAUGUGCCGAAAAAUCGACUACUCAUUUUCAACAAACGAUUGAUGAACUUUAUGCACGAAACUCAAAAAUGAUGGAUGAGAAGCUCGAGUUACAGAAUAAUUUGGUAAUUCUCAAUGAACAAAUGGAAACUUUACGCUCGAGGAUGCCUGAAGUGAAUUCAAAUGAAGAGCAGAUAAUGCUUAGAUACGAAGAACAGAUCAGCGCACUUACAGCGAAAAAUGCAGAAUUGUUAUCUGUUGUUACAAAUACAAUGAAAGAACUUGAAAUAUUAAAAGAGAGUAAAUCACUUUUGUACGAACAUGAUUGUAUAUACAAGGAUGAAUUAACUGAUCUUAUGGCAAAACAUAAAUAUUUGACAACUGAGAACAAUGAACUUUCAACUGAUCUAAUGGAUAAAAUCGAAGAGAAUGAUGGAUUAAAAGAAGAAUGUGAUAUUUUAAAAAGUAAAUUAGAAUUAUUACUAUUGAAACAACAUGAAAAAGAUAUUGGUAAGGAUAACGAAGAACAAUUGAAAAUGGAAAAUACUUUGUUAAAAACCGAACAAGUGGAGUUAAAAGCUAAUAUAAAAAUGUUAACCAAAGAAAAAUCAAAAAUAUCUAAUCAAUUAGUAGAGACUAUGGAAGAUUUAGAUAAUGAGCGAAAAAUGAAUUCUUGCAAUAAUACUUUGCAAUUAUCGACAUUGUUUAAUAACUCUUUAACAAUGAACGAUACAAUGGACAUAUCUAUAAAAGAUGACAAUGUCGAAGCAAAAAUCUCACAUUUGCAAGAGGAAGUUAAUCGUCUUAAACUUUUGAAUAGAAAGCUCAGCGAUCUAAAAUUAGGUGCUUGUACUCAGUGUGCCCAUCUGCAGGAAAUGACUGAAAAUCAAAGAAUGCUGAAACUCGAAGUGAAGGCUCUCACACAUAGACUAGAAGAUUCACAAAGAAAGUUUAAACGUGAGGCUGCAAAGAGUGAUUCACUUAUUUUAAAAGCUAAGGAGGACAUAAAUAUAAGUAUAUGUAAUUCAUCUCUUAAUGCUAGUUUUUUGGAAAAUAUGAACGUUAGUUAUGUUGAAGAAAAACUUCAAUCUCUAAAUAACAAAUUACAAAUUUUGGAAGAGGAUCAUAAUAAAUUAUCAGAUUUGUAUAAAGAAAAAUGUAAUGAAAUCGAAGAAUUACAAAAUAGCAAUGUUACGGAUUUGUCGCCGAAUAAAAUUCAUAAUAUAAAUACUAGUGUUAAGAAAUCUCCAAGCAAAUCUUCAUCGAGACUAGAAAAUAUGGCAAAAGAUAUAAGCUAUUUACAAAAUGACUUUGGAAAAAUAAAGGAAGAAAUAGCAAGGUUAAAAAAAGAUCUUAGCAAAUUUAUUAAUGAAAAAGACUCUCUACUGGAUGAAAUUAAAUCGUUGAAAAUUGCUAAUGAACACUUACUGCAAAAGAUGUCAGAAAAUGAAUUGUUGUAUUUAGAAAAAACCGACAUCCUUGAAAAUGAGGUAAGAGAUUUGACCAAAAAAUUCCAGGAGCUUUCUGUGAAAUGUAAAGAAGUAGAAGAUGCAAAACUCGUUGUUGAAACUGAUGUGGAAUUCCUGAAAGUAGAUAAAACGGAGAAAGAACAAACAAUAAACGAAUUACGUCAAAGUCUUUCCUAUUUAGAGCAAGAGUUAGAUUUAACAAAAAGAGAGAAAGAAAAACUUAACAGCAACAAUCUUUUGGAACAAGAGUAUGAGAAAAAACUGGGAUCGCUAAGAUCAAUGAAUGCAGAAUUAACUAAUUCUAAAGAAACUAUUUCACAAGAAUUUGCUAAUUAUUGUAAAAAAUCGGAAAAUAGAUUUACAGAAUUAAACGAAAAAAUAAACAAGUAUUCUUCUGAAAACGAUUAUUUAAAACAGGAGUUGAUUAAGUUGCGCGACAUAGAAAAUAAAUUCGAGACGAUGAGAAACGAGUAUCAAUCCAAAUCUCAGCAGGAUAAAACAUUAGCAGACGAUAACAAAAAACUUAAGAAUGUAUUAAAUAAUAUUUCUAAAAAUAUUAUUAAAGAGAUUAAUCUCAAACCAAAACUUGGUGCUGAAGAAUUUUUGGAUAAAUCAGAGGAGGAAUUGUUUCAGAUAUUUUUACAAACAAUCUUAAUGAAAGAGGAAGAGAUAGUAAAGACUAUGCGAGAUAACUUUAAUAAAGAGAAACAAAAACUUGAAGAUGAUAAGCGUCAGAGCGUGGACGCAGAAAAACGUACGACAUUGUGGGCGAAAGAAUUGGAAAGUGAGAUAGAAAAACUUCAAGGAGAUUUGACUCAACGAGAAGCUAUGUCUGAUGGAUUGCAAAAGGAAGUUGCGCGUUUGGAGCAGCUUUUAGAAGACAAUAAUAGCGACCGAAAUACGUUAAAAGAAAAGAUUAAUCUGCUCGAGAUGGAUCUCAAUAAUUUACAAAUUGAAUUUAAUAAGUAUUGUAAGAUGGACACGGUGAAUGAAGAAGCUAUUAAUAUUGCUCAAAAACGGGAGAAACAAGCGCAAGAAACGAUCAGGAAUAAAGAAGCCGAGUUUCAAAUAAAGUUAAGAUCGGAAAAAGAAAUAUAUACUAAACGAAUAGAAGAUCUCACAUGUACAAUAGAAUCGUUAAAAACGAAAAAUAUGGAAUUGAUAAGCAAUAUCGAAGGUCUCGAAGCUAAUCAAGAGCAAUUAAAGAAUAUUAUCGAUCUGAAAAACAACGAAUUAAUGAAAAAUAAUCAAAUUAUACAUAAAAUGGAGAUAGAAUCCGUACAAUUCACAGAAAUUUACAAUGAAUUGAAUUGUGAGUUGGAAAAGAAAAAUUUGCAUAUCACGGAAAUUACGGAACUUUUAAAAACUAAAUGCGACGAUCUUACAGAAUAUAAAGCUAAGUUGGAUGAGAUUGUGUCAGAGAAUACGUUUCUGAAACAACAAAUCGGCGAACGAAAAAUCAAUAUAGAGCAAUAUAAAAUGGAAAUUGAGACACUGAAGAUGCAAAACAAAAAAGAGAUAGAUACGAUUAAAGAUAAAUUAAGUUUCGAGGAAUUAAAAAGUAUUGAAUUAAACAAACAAAUAACCGAAUUAAAUAAAAAGAACGCUGUUUUAACGGAAGAAAUAAAUAUCUUGAGAGACGAUUAUGCGACAGUACAACAUAAGUGCAUUACAUUAGAGAAAAGAAUCAGAAAUAGUACAAGUAAGAUUCAAGCGGAGGAACAAAUGGAAGAAUUAAAGGAUUUGAAUAGAUCUUUGCGAAAUAAUUUGGAUGGUGCUAGUAAUCGGAUAGCAGAGUUACAAGAUGCUAAAGCUGAAUUGAUGAAGCAAUUAGUUAUCCUAAACAGUCAAUAUGAUGCUGCGUGUAAAGAUAAUCAAGAAUUAAAAGAGAUGUUGUCAUCCUAUAGGUCCAAAUAUAACGAUACAUAUGCAACUUGCGAAAAAUACGAUGCUUUACUACAGGAGAAAAACAAAAUAGCUUUAGAAUUAGAAGCGAUAAAAGUUGAAUUGGAUCAAAAGAACGGAGAAAUCAAGGAUUAUAUUAGCAAAAUGAAGGAAUUGACUGAAAAGAAUAAGGAACUUGAUCAAGAAUCGGACGAAUUGGCUCGAGUUAUUGGUCAGCACGAUACUGAAAAUGCGAAACUUGAAGACCAGCUUUGGUCAUGUCGCAUCGAAGGUGACGAGUUACGAGACAAGAUUAAAGCUCUCGAAAAUAAAAUUCAAGUUCUUCAACCGCAAUCCAUGAAUUUGAGAACAGAUGUAUCCUCCGAGGGAAUCAAAUCUCACUAUGAUGAUUGUAGUUGCACGGCGUUGAAAAAUAAGAUACGUGAACUGCAAAUGGAAGUUGUAUCAAAGAACGGAAAGAUCGCGACAUUGGAGCUGCAAAUACGGAGCGGAAGUUUCCCUUAUCAGGCCAAGUGUAAAGAAUUGCAGGAGCAUCUAUCGGCACAUAAAAAUAAGAAUAGCGAACUUAAAGCAGAAAUAAAACGACUUCAAAUUGCCAUGUUGCGUACAAGCGCAAAAGAAUGCGAGGUAUGCAAACACAGACUUCUGAAUAAAAGAGACCAAAUAUGUCAAACAAUGCCAAAUACAUUGCGAUUUUGCGGUACAAGCAGUGGUAUAAUUGAAGAUGAAAUAAGAAUAACAAAAUUAGAAAAAGAAAAACAAUUUAUGAAGGAUGUCUGUCGUUCUCGAUCGAAAACCAUAAAGGAACUUGAAAAACAAAUAACAGAGUAUGAAAAAUUGUUGCAAUCCAAAAAUUCAUGAUUAUGAGAACUUGUAUCAUCAUAUAUAUUUGACAAAAUUUCUUUUUUGAAAUAUUUUUUGGUUUAUUUAUAUUGUUUUAGUAAAACAAUAAUUGGAACUUAAAGUUUGUACUGUAAGAUAGAGUUUAUAAAAGUAUAUAAUGUGUAAAUGUAAAUAUUAUAUCUAAUAAUAGGGUAAUAAUGAUAUAUUUUUAUAAUAAAUAUAUGAAAUUGAUUAAUUACAUUUUAUACUUUAUAAGACAAUAUAACACUU